Chanos chanos (milkfish) is the source of this 1716-nucleotide messenger RNA. RefSeq names its product sprouty related EVH1 domain containing 3 (gene spred3). Gene Ontology annotation, cellular component: membrane. Gene Ontology annotation, molecular function: protein kinase binding. The transcript is spliced from 8 exons. Gene Ontology annotation, biological process: negative regulation of MAPK cascade; multicellular organism development. NCBI's taxonomy places the organism in Eukaryota, Metazoa, Chordata, Actinopteri, Gonorynchiformes, Chanidae. The record is from RefSeq and is a predicted model, not a curated record. Bases 1 to 1716 code for a protein of 571 amino acids.
AUGGCUCAGUUUCUGAAGGGAUACUGUGGCUGUUGUAAGGAGGUGGAGCUACCUGUGGAAGCAGUGGACUCUCUACAUCUGCAGCUGGAGGGGGCUCAGCUAACCUCACUCACUCCUCUCACUUCCCCUAACAGUGUGCGUGUUCGUGCAGUGGUGAUGACACGUGACGACUCUAGUGGCGGUUGGGUGCCCCUCGGAGGUGGCGGCCUCAGUCACGUGAUCAUCGGUAAGGGGCGGAGUCCCGAAGGCCAGGGUCGGAGAGAGUACGUCAUACGUGGAGAGCGGCUGCGCGAUCGAGCACCCGUGCUGGAAUGUGCCAUCCAGAAAGGUCUGGUCUACAAUAAGGUGAACCCCAUCUUCCAUCACUGGCGUGUGGAGGAAAGGAAGUUUGGUCUGACUUUCCAGAGUCCAGCCGAUGCCAUCUCUUUUGAGAGAGGGCUCCAAAGUGUCCUUGACAAGCUGGAGAGAGGUAAGAAAGAACACUCCAGAUUUCACUGGCCUGGUCUGAUUCACCUUCUUCCUCCACACCAGAAGAGGGCGACACUGAGGAUGACGGUCAAGCAUCUGUUUCAGUCCCACACAGGCAGUGAGUCGUCCUCCAACAGCAGGAAGGAGAUGCUGCCCAAACCCAUCACCAUAGUGACCAGUGAAUCGUCCUCCUCCUGCUUUGUGCGGUCGGCAGCAGAGGAUUUUGGGUAUGGGAUUGGACACCCCAUCACCACGCAGACCCCUGCUCAGAUCCACAUGCGACCCGCGCAGCACCAGCUCUCCCAAGGAACAGCCGUCUUGAAUCCCCCAGCGCCCCCACCGCCGCCCCCGGCUCCGCCCACUCCUCCCAUAGUGCCCCCCGCCUCCUCACCCCUCUCUCCCCUCUCUCCCACCAUCUCACUGCUGGAGGAGGGAGACCUCCGCAGCAUUGACCCCUGCAAGGACCUGUGGGGUUCCCGUGGUUACGAGGACUACAGGAGGGCGGCGGCCACGCGGACUAAAGUCGGGGGUCUUACGGGGGGCGUGGUGGUGGGUGGGCAGGACAAGUCGGAGUUGUGCGUAGUGCGUUUCGAGAAGGAGCUGGCUGGGGUGGGCACGGCCGGCUGCGAGGUCACCGUCAUGCUGGACGCCAAAGGUUCGGGACAGAGACACUCGUCAUCCUCGCCAGGCUGCAUGGCCAUGCCCAACGCUGUGCCCGGUGCGCCGUCUGCCGGCGGUUCCCCGCAGGAGACAGGCAAAGGGUCGCCUUCCCCCUGCUGCCUCCACACGUCGCUGGCCACGUCCCGCUCACGGACUCGCAAGAGAGGAGGGGGCGGGGACGCUAUCUCCCCCGACGACGACAGUCCUUGUCCCCAGGGCUCAUCCUCGUGCUCAUCGCGCUGUGUGUACUGCCGCUCUGUGUUCAGCGCCUCGGAGAACGGGCGCGGCCGCUGCAGGGACGCACCUGACCCUGCCCUGCACUGCCUGCGCCAGUGGACGUGCGUGUGGUGUGCCGAGAGCCUGCUCUACCACUGCAUGUCGGACUCGGAGGGCGAGUUCUGGGAGCCGUGCUCGUGCGAGGACUCGCUGGGGGGGCGGCCGCACCCGCUCUGCUGCGCCCGCUGGAUGGCGCUGUUGGCGCUCUCGCUGUUCGUGCCCUGCAUGUGCUGCUACCUGCCGCUGCGCGCCUGCCUGCGCUGUGGUGAGAGAUGCGGCUGCUGCGGGGGAAAGCACAAGGCUGUGCGGUGA